Molecule: messenger RNA, 3028 nt
Organism: Alnus glutinosa
Lineage: Eukaryota; Viridiplantae; Streptophyta; Magnoliopsida; Fagales; Betulaceae
Exons: 9
Coding region: 138-2741 (867 amino acids)
Molecular function (GO): microtubule binding
Source: RefSeq, a predicted model, not a curated record
CCGCUUCUCCAAAGUUCAAAAACUCCCUCUACACAAAACCCACUCACUGGUCCUCCCUCUGAUCUUCGAAUUUCAAAUCAACCAACGCCUGCGCCGUCUCAAUUUCCGAUUGGAUCCGCUGCUUCGAAUCUCUUCACAUGGAAGAGGCCGUUAAGAGAAACGGCAUUCAAGUCAGACGGCUCAGCCUCAUCGACGUGUCGUCCGAGGACGAUUCCCUCAUCACCAGUGACUCCCUCGACCACCCAUCUUCAGAAAAUCAGGAACACAGAAAUGUUGAGCUGUCGGAGGCUGUGGAUUCUAACAUAUUAGAGGACGAGGACACAGCUGGGACUCUUGAACAUAGGGAACAUGUGCCUCAACCGUCUGAAUCAGUGGAACCAGAAGUGACUAGAAAAAAUGCCAAAUAUAACUUGCGCAAAAGUUUAGCAUGGGAUAGCGCUUUCUUCACAAGCGCAGGCGUUCUCGAACCGGAUGAGCUGUCUAGCAUUAUUGAGGGAGUCGAAAAGGGUGAAAAACAUACGUUACCCGGGAUUCAAGAGGAGGUUCACAGAUCUGCUGAUUCGAUUUCUACGUUGGAAAGCGACUGCUUGACAUUAGAAAGUCUUGAGGGCGAUUUGUUUGGAGAUGUAAGAGCUUCAAUCCAGAAAUCCAGUAAAGUGUCCAGUGCGGCAAAUGCAAGAAGCAACACGGGAUCAGGAGUGACAGAAACCCAAAGUGUUGUUUCUUCAAAGAAGGUGGACCUUGCAUCUCGAAGUAAGAUUAAGCCCAAACCAGCUUCCAUCAAGCCACAUGUAGGCUUGCAAGGACCAGGGAGAAUGACUAAGCAAGUUUCUGCUUGUCCGCAAGUAUCUCAGAUGAAGUCAUUUGCUACGAGAGGAGAGCCUACACCAUCUCUUGCAAAGCGACCAAAGGUACUAUUCAAGGACAGACCCAGCUCAACAACUUUAAGCAAGAGGGCUUCUAUUAGUGACAAGCAUGUCAAGAUGGGAAAGGAUAAUGGAUCAAAUGCAAGUGGUAAAGGGGCUCCAUUGUCGAGAAUACCUGCUUCAGGCGGUUCACGGAAUAUUGUUCCUAGGCCUGCAGCAUCAUCUAAAUCCUCUUCUUUGGGUUCAUCAGCUGCAUCCAAGACACAACCAACAAUUUCUUCCUCAAUUGAUAGUUCUGGCAGUGCUUCUUCUGACAAUGUUAGUAAAUCUCUGCUCAAUUCCACGAAAAGAAAAAUUGAGUCCAGAACUGGUCAACCACCUUCAUUUGGUGCAACCUGCAAAACACCAUCAAGAACUGCUUCAAGAAAUAAAGCUGAGUCUGGCGGUUCUUAUCUCUCGACUUAUUUGAUGUCUGUGUCCAAGCUCACCCCUAGUACAUCACCUGCUAGCUCUAUCAGUGAAUGGUCCUCAGAAUCAUUAUCAUCAAGUUCUACUGUUAAACAAAGAUCUAAUAGUUCAAGAGCUAGCCUUGACACAACUUCUUGCCAAGGGGUCUCUGUAGACAGCGAUGCACCUCAUGUUUUGGAUUCUCAGAAACAUUGUAAUGAGCAAGAAUCAGUUAGGCAUGAAACUCAGUUAACUGGAUUGCUUGGUCAAUGUGUAAAGAAAGCUUCAACAGGAACUGGUACACUUCCUCAUCCAGCAUCUAUGAGACCUUCAGGCCUUCGGUUGCCAUCACCUAAAAUUGGCUUCUUUGAUGGGGUGAAAUCGGCAGGCCGCACUCCACCAGGAAGUAUACUAACUCAUCCUGUGGUACCCAGUGGCUUGCCUAAAAUUGGAGCAGGAAACGUUACCCCAAGUGUAGGCAAGGCAAAAAUUGGAAAGCUUCAACCUGCCAGAACUCCAAUGGCAACCAGGAGUGUAAAACCUGAUCCUCAGGAAACUUCCUUGAAUAUGAAACCUAGAUCUCUUACACCUCUUCAAGAAUCAUCAUUUUCUGCAAUCAGAGGUUCUACUGCAUCAAGGAGUGCCAAGAGAUGCCCUGGCAUAUCUCCCAAAGUCCAAAACAGUUUGUGUCCAAAAACUGGUGGAGAAAGUCAUUUGAAAACUGAGGAAAUUGAAGCUGAAGAAUGUGAUAUUGGUACUUGUGAUUCAGAUGUUGGCAUUGCUGAAAAGAGUAGCAUCUUUGAUGUUUUGAAGGAUAAAGUGAAUUCAGAAGCUAAGGGCAGUACACAUGUAACAGAUAUGAAGGUCACUCCUAUUAAUGGCGGGCUUAAUUCUAGUGAUUCAGGUUCCACUUUUUAUGUUGAAAAUGUAACUCUAUGUCCAAAAGUGGGUGAAGAUGCAAUAUAUGUCCAACAUAAUAUCGAGAAUGAUUUGAAUUUAAUUAAUAGCACUAUUGAGAAGGAAGAGUUCAAGUUUGAAGAUCAAGUUAAUGGUUUGAGCAGACAAGUUGGAGCAAUGGAUAUAAAUAAGGAGAGUCAGAACAAGCUCAUUAGUGAUUCUCUUUCUCUUUCUCAGUUAAAUGUUAGCAGCGAAGAUGAUUCUGGUGCUCUGGAGUUAUCCUGUCAAAAAAGGGAGCUUCAUGAUUGUUCUCAACAGGGUGGAAAUUUCAAAUGUUUCUCAAAACCUCCUCCCUCUCUUUCUCCAACCACCUUCGAAAUGACGUCUAGCACGAGGACACCUUUUUCUGUCAAGGAUUCCUUUUGUAAUAUGGAUGGAUCUUUUGAUGUUUCAACAGGGUCGAUGGUGGUAGAAGUAGAGAAGACAGCCACCUUGACUUCUCUAGAAAGCAGUCUGAAAGAGAACAUCUGAGAUAGUGUAACAGCAUAGCAGUAAAUUUUCUUCAAGGGAUUGCCGUGCCUGAAGACAAUAUUGUUUCAGAUUUAAAACUCUCUGGGUGGCUGAAAUCAAUAUAUGAUGUCUUAUAGGACCUUCCAAUUGCAUUGGCCCCUGUCAGCAUUGUAAAUUGUAUGUCUAGUGCAUAUUCAGCCACGAGUUAAAAGAUGGUGGUGCAUGCUUUUGGGGGAAGAAAUAAAGUGUUCAUGCGUGUGUAAUUUAAGCUUAUGCCAUGUUAAUUUAUUAAUAGUUUAUCUGUUGUA